AGACCUGUAAAGUUAUACAAAAGGCAAAACAAAAUGGAAGGCAGUAAAAUACUCCAUGCUUUCAAUAACAUUUAUUUUGCAAUCUUUGCUUUGUUUUGUUUCAAGCUCUUAAUCAAAACCUCUUUGGCUUUAUUGACCUAUUUCUAUAUUGUGAAAGGGAACAGGAAGGAAGCUGCAAGAAUAGCAGAAGAGAUCUAUGGAAUAGCCCCAGGCUCAUGGGCAGAUAGGUCUCCUCUUCAUGAAGCUGCAUUUCAAGGGCGCCUCUUGUCAUUGAAAAUCUUGAUAACACAGGGAUUCAAUGUGAACAUUGUUACAAUAGACCGCGUUUCUGCUCUUCAUGAGGCAUGCCUGAGUGGCCAAGUCGCUUGUGCAAAAGUGUUACUGGAACAUGGUGCUCAUGUCAAUGCAGUAACUGUAGAUGGGAUCACACCUCUCUUUAAUGCUUGCUGUAGUGGCAGUGCAGCUUGCGUCAGUCUGCUGCUUGAAUAUGGUGCCAGACCACAGCUGGAGAAUCACUUUGUUUCCCCAAUUCAUGAAGCUGUGAAGAGAGGCCACAGGGAGUGUAUGGAAAUUCUUUUAGCCAAUGAUGUUGAUAUGGACCAAGAAGAUGCACAGCUUGGAACACCACUUUAUGUGGCCUGCAUGAAUCAAAGAACACACUGCGUCAAGAAACUUUUACAGCUAGGAGCUAGUGUCGACCUGGGCAAGCAGCUGGACACCCCACUUCAUGCAGCCGCUAGAAAAUCCAGUGCAGAAAUUGUCAACUUGUUAACAGACUAUGGGGCCAGCUUGAAGUGGAGAAAUUCUGAGUUAAAAUGUGCUCUUGAUCUUGCUGCACCUAACAGCUCUGUCGAACGGGCUUUGUUGCUUCAGGAAGGACCGCCUAGACUGGCCCAACUGUGCCGACUGUGUAUCCGAAAAUGCUUGGGUCGUUCAUGCCUUUAUUUAGUCCACAAACUACACCUACCUGAACAAAUUGAAGAUUUUCUUUUAUUCCGAUAACUUUACACUUGUCUGUAGGGUGAUAAAAACAAUGAAAAAGAUUGUUAAUAUAUUACAACCAAGGUCAAUAUUAACUGGCAUCUACUACAUCUAUAUGAUGUAUACCAUAAUAUAGCAAGAUUGAAAAUGA
Rhineura floridana is the source of this 1132-nucleotide messenger RNA. RefSeq names its product ankyrin repeat and SOCS box containing 11 (gene ASB11). The transcript is spliced from 7 exons. The coding region runs from base 34 to 1002 and encodes 322 amino acids. The record is from RefSeq and is a predicted model, not a curated record. Gene Ontology annotation, molecular function: protein binding. Gene Ontology annotation, biological process: protein ubiquitination; positive regulation of protein catabolic process; intracellular signal transduction. NCBI's taxonomy places the organism in Eukaryota, Metazoa, Chordata, Lepidosauria, Squamata, Rhineuridae.